AUGCUCCCCAUAGCACAAGUUUCUUACACCAUUUGGCUGUGGAGUUUUAUUCACAUAAUCGGCAGAGUUUCUGCACAACAGCCCGGAUUCAGUAGUCCCUCUUACUUCUUCCGUUUGUUUCAAGAUGCUCCAGUUAACACGUUUGUGGGACAAAUAACUUUAUGUCAAUCGAUGGCGUCAUCUUUACUACCAUCAUCAAACUUAUCAUCUUCUUUUUCAUCCUCUUCAUUCUCAUCUUCUUUCUCUUCAUCUUCACCAUUCUCUUGCAUCAAAUCGCAAUCAUCUUAUUUUCUACUAAACGAAAACCAACUCGAUUUCAGCAUAGACAGAUCAACGGGCGUCAUCACAACCAAAAACACCAAAUCGACUUCCACUCCACUUCACUUCCGUUACAACGUCACAACAGUCGCGACGUCAUCAGGAACUUCUUACGUCACAACAGUCGCCAUCGAAAUUUCCAGGUACAACAAAUUCGCCCCGAGAUUCGCCAGUGGAGAUGUCUACAGGCUUGGCCUCUUUUUCAACAGAAGUAUCAGCGCAAAUUACGCACUCUCGAAGAAUUUUAACGAGCCAAACAGCAACUACAAAAAUACAAAAGAUUUCAACAACUUAAAUAACAACAUUUUUAAUAAGAAUGCUGACAAAAACAGCCACAACAACAGUUCAACUACAAACAAGCUGAAUGAAAACGUGGAUGCGAGUAACAACUACCUCAUCAUAACGGAGUUGUACGCUGCAGAUGACGACUCAAGAGACGGCUUUGACGACGAUCAGUACAAUAACUUCAUCCAAUUUGAAAUUGUCAACAUAACCAUCCUCAACAAGAAUAACAACACCAACAACAACAUUAUCAACAGUUACAACAACAUUCCUCAACAAACCAUCCAACAGGCAAUCAAUCGCCUUAUAUCAAUCCAUCAACAGAACGGUACCAUCUUAACAAACCAGCUUAAUGAACUGCUGUACUACAUUUACCCUAAUUUGACCUUUGCUAUCUGGGUCAGGGCAUUCAAUCCAGACUGUUCACCAGUGCAAGCAACGAACAUCUCUGUGGUUGUCGACGUUGUUGAUAUCAGUGGUUUGUUUUGUUGUAUGAGUUUAUUUAGGAAUAAUUUUAACGGUCGGGCGAAAUCACAUAAUGCUGGUUUCUUGGAAGGAAUUUUUACUGAUUUUUGGAACAUUGCAAUUAACAAAUGA
Molecule: messenger RNA, 1197 nt
Organism: Helobdella robusta
Lineage: Eukaryota; Metazoa; Annelida; Clitellata; Rhynchobdellida; Glossiphoniidae
Exons: 2
Coding region: 1-1197 (398 amino acids)
Biological process (GO): homophilic cell-cell adhesion
Cellular component (GO): membrane
Molecular function (GO): calcium ion binding
Source: RefSeq, a predicted model, not a curated record